AUGGACACGGAGCGACUCGGAAUCGAUCCGUCUGGAGAAGAGGGGAAGGAAAUGAAGGCUCAACACCAACCCAACAAUGACUAUAUGCUACGCUACGCAGAGCACCUCAUGAAGGAAGCAAAGCGGGGGGAUGGAUAUCAAGUUGUUACUCCCAAAGUACUUGUUGACGUUGACAAUCUUCGUUUGAAUGGGAAGCACUACGGUACUUGGAGAUGUAGUAUGAUGGAACAUGUCCUAGAUAAUCUUAGAGGUGUGAUCUAUGGGCCACGCCCAAGUUUUGUGGUAGAAACAGAUGCAAGUGUUGAAGAAAUUGCUCGAUCAAUGGCUGCCGAAGAGAAAUGGAACGAGGAUGACACCCUGUGUUUUCAUACAAUCUUGAACCAUCUAUGUGAUGAUCUUUUUCUUCAUUACUCAAAGAGGAGGAAGGAAACAAGUGCCAAGCAACUGUGGGAUGAGCUGCAAUUGAGGUUUGGAGCACACGAAUCUCGGGUUCAAAAGUACAUGGAAUUUGAUUUGCUCGAGGAGGAGGAACCAAUGUGGGUGCAAGCUCAAGAAAUGGAUUCAUUGUUCUUCGCUCUGGUUAGGUGUAACAAAAUGGAGAUAGAUGAGGAAUUUCAUGUGAAUGCAAUCAUCUCCAAGCUCCCCCCAUCUUGGGAGGAUGUGUGCAUCGAGUUGAUGCGCGAGGAGCAUUUGCCUGUUACAAAACUAAUUCAUCGCCUGAUUGUUGAACAACAAUCACGCAUCAAUUAG
Molecule: messenger RNA, 750 nt
Organism: Prunus persica (peach)
Lineage: Eukaryota; Viridiplantae; Streptophyta; Magnoliopsida; Rosales; Rosaceae
Exons: 4
Coding region: 1-750 (249 amino acids)
Source: RefSeq, a predicted model, not a curated record